Molecule: messenger RNA, 1734 nt
Organism: Clonostachys byssicola
Lineage: Eukaryota; Fungi; Ascomycota; Sordariomycetes; Hypocreales; Bionectriaceae
Source: the annotation of a GenBank genome assembly
AUGACGCAGCUUCCCCUACACCAUGCGCUGGACCAGGCAGACUUGGCCGUCACCGUUACGCCCGGCCUCCUGCACGAGACAAUUACCCAUUUGAUUGUCCAGGUCGUGUUGAAAAAACCUGCCCUGGACUCUGGCGAUGUCUUGGUGCAGCUGCCUCUUGAGCUAGCUAAGAUUCCCACCGCCAGAUAUGAUGGCAAUGCCAUUAAAGCUUUUGAUCAGUCUGGCCUCCUUGAGUUGGAAAAGUCUGACGACCCGGAAGGCCCGCCCAUCAUUUGGCGGAGAUGGAUCACUACGAGGCCGACGCAUGGCAAUGUGACCGUUUUGGCGACACCUUUGCCCAGGGUUGUCGGGCUGGACACCAAGACUGGCCCGGCCCUUGACUUACGCGCUGACAACAACGGCAUCAUUGGCACCGGCUACGCCUUCCUUCCCCUCCCUGCAGAUGGGGAGAACAAACUCACUAUCUCUGUUGAUUUUGACUUGCGCUACUCUCCGGUAGGGUUCCAUGGCGUCUUCACCCACUCCCCACCAGACCUGUCCACUGCACGGUUGACCGCAAAGCCAUCCACCCUCCACCAAUCGUUCUACAUGCUAGGGCGCCUUAAAUACUUGAAGGACUACGAAAAUAAUCAUGAUGCAGUGGCCUCUUCCGGAUUGGGAUACUUUAACAUAUAUUGGCAAAGCGAAUUGCCAUUCGACAUCCAAAAGGUGGCGAAAGAGACGAAGCAGAUUUUCGAGUAUAUGUGUGAGUUUUUCCAGUGUCCUGGAGAGUCAUAUCGCAUCUUCUUUCGAGAGGACCCCUACUACGUUGUCCGCAGUGGCCUCGCCCAACCCGGAGGCUUCCUCAUCUCCUUUGGCCUUUUGCUGAAGCGAGCUGGCUGGGCCCUCGACUCUUUCACCACGCUAUUCGCUCACGAGAUGACGCACAACUUUGCGAAUCUUGCCGAGGGUGAGGAUAUUGCCAAUGGCGCGCAGUGGUAUGCCGAGGGUUUGGCAGAGUAUUACUCCAUCUUCGCACGCCACCGGCUAGGCUUGCUCGAUGAGCACGGCGUUGUCGACGAGAUGAACUACCGAGCCCAAGCGUACUACACUAGUCCCUUGGCAACAUUAUCGAAUGAGGAGGUGAACAAGCUUACGUGGAAGACGCAAAACGCUCAGCGCUUGCCGUACUCACGUGGUCUCGUCUUCUGGAUUCGCCUGGAUGCACUCAUCCGCGAAGCUUCUGGCGGGCAUCGCGGCGUCGACGAGUUGGUCGUGGAGAUGGUGCAGCUUUUCAAAACGCGUGGAAAGUCUCCAACCCUUGCCGAGUUCCUCGAGCGACUGGACCAGGAUCUCGGUCCUGUAGCUCGCCAGGAAUAUGAGCACCAUAAUUCCGGCAAGCUGAUUAUCCCCCCCGAGCACAGUCUGAUACCUGGAGCUGUUGCCGUCCGUGUUGACAUGGAGCCUUUCGACCUUGGUUUUGACGAGGAUAGUGUGUUACAAGGGCCUAGAAUCGUGAGAGGCCUACGAUCGGACUCGAGGGCUGCAAAGGCUGGAAUCCUGGAUGGAGAUCUCCUCACGUCCUGGGUAGAUCUAAAUCACUGCAAAGAUCACCUUGAGGCUAAAAUGGAACUGAGAAUAGAAAGAAAGGCUGCAGAUUCAGAGGUGCCUCAGGAGCUUGACAUCACGUUCUGGCCCAGAGCGUACGCAAAGGUCGAGGGCUGGGGUUGGAAGUUGGUUAAUGCAAAGGACUGA